AACGCAUACACACGCGUCAGCGCCGCAUUUACGAUGGCCACCAUCGCUUCCGCGAACGUCGCGCCCCAGCGCGCGGCCCUCCGUGCCACCAAGGCCAUCGCGCCCUCCCGCGCGGCCUUCGUCGCUAAGCCCCAGCGCGCCAAGCGCGGCAUCAACGUCCAGGCUCGCGCCGCCCUCUACUUCGCGGACGACGUCGAGUACAUCCAGCAGAUCGGCGCCGAGUACCCCGACAAGGGCAUCGCCAACUGGGAGGAGGCUCGCUGCCUCUUCUCCGACCACGGGUACCACGUGCUCGACAUUCGCUGCGACGAUGAGCUCGAUGUGAUUGGCAACUUCCCCCGAGACCAGUCUGCCGCCACCGAGCACCGCGGCACCAACUGGUUCCACCACAUCCCCAUCAUCAACGCCCAGUACCGCUACGAUUCCGAGGCUGGCAAGAAGCUGAUGAAGAACCAGGAGCCCAACCGCGCGUUCCUCGAUCAGGUGCAGUCGAAGUUCCCGGACAAGAACACGAGGAUCAUCAUCUCCUGCUCCGACGGCCGCAACCGCGCCAUCCAGGCUCUCGAGGCCCUCGACGAGGCUGGCUACGUCAACAUCGUCGGCCUCCGCGGCGGUUACAACAUGUGGAACCGCACCUGGGACGCGAAGCUCCGCCGCCGUAACCUCCCCGGCGGCUUUCAGGAGGAGUGGCAGCACGGCGCCGACGGCUGCGGCGUCCACGCCACCGGGGCCUCGUUCCAGAACCAGGAUGCCUUCCAGUACGCGGACUGGAAAGACGAGACCGACUGGAUCGACUGGAGGUAAACUCCACGUCAGUUGCUCGCAUUUCAUGACGCAAGCGCAAGAAGACCCGCGGACCGCGGCGGGUUGUGUGUGAAUUCAAGAAGAGACGAAAAUAAAUCUCUUCGAAUCGCACUGCGCGAGACCGGGGGGAUCGGGGAAAGACAGAGACGGAGCCUUCGGAGUGCGCGGACGUUCGACAGUGCGUCGGCAGCUGCGCGCGGCGAAUGCUUCGGCCCUAAAAGUUAAUAUUCAUAUCGACCUACGUAGCAUCUCA
Messenger RNA from Micromonas commoda, 1057 nucleotides. RefSeq lists its product with no specific name. Gene Ontology annotation, molecular function: catalytic activity. The transcript has 3 exons. Lineage: Eukaryota; Viridiplantae; Chlorophyta; Mamiellophyceae; Mamiellales; Mamiellaceae. The record is from RefSeq and is a predicted model, not a curated record. The coding region runs from base 34 to 804 and encodes 256 amino acids.